Molecule: messenger RNA, 1176 nt
Organism: Drepanopeziza brunnea f. sp. 'multigermtubi' MB_m1
Lineage: Eukaryota; Fungi; Ascomycota; Leotiomycetes; Helotiales; Drepanopezizaceae
Biological process (GO): box C/D snoRNP assembly; maturation of LSU-rRNA from tricistronic rRNA transcript (SSU-rRNA, 5.8S rRNA, LSU-rRNA); snoRNA localization
Cellular component (GO): pre-snoRNP complex; nucleus
Source: RefSeq, a predicted model, not a curated record
AUGGACGACCUCUCCACGCUCUGCACAAUCUGCCACAUCGAGGAGCCCAUCUACACCUGCCCGCGCUGCUCCAUGACCACGUGCUCCCUCGCCUGCUCCAAGCGCCACAAAAUCCGCUCCAUGUGCAACGGCAUCCGCGACCCCACGGUCUAUAGACCCAUCUCGGAAGUCGCGACCCCCUGGGGCAUCGACCAUGACUACAACUUCAUCCACGGCAUCGAGACACGCAUGGAGCGCGCCGAUAAGAUACUCAUCGAAGACUUGGAGCUGGUGAGCAAACGACAGAUGGAGGCUGCGAGAGCAGGCGAGACAGAAGAGCAGUACGCCAGACGGACGGGGCGUAGGCUUAAGGAGCUGCCGGGCGAGGUGCAAGUUGCGAAGAUGUUGAAGCAGGAGAAUAUAAAGCUGAUCAAGGCGCCGAAGGGGAUGCGGCGGAACAAGGAGAAUGCGACGAGCUGGAACAAGAAGCUCAGACAUAUCAAUUGGCAGGUAGAGUGGAUUCGGGAGGGCGCUCCGAGGGCGCUGUAUCGUGCGCUGGGCAGCAAGCCGCUUGGCGAUUUCUAUGAUGCGAUGUGUGAGGAGGAGCGGUAUUUGAGUAUGACGGAGGAGGAGCGGAAGAGGGAGAAGCGGGUCGGACAGAAGAGGAAGGCGGAGGAUAAGAGGGAGAGAGAGAGACUUGCGAAGAAGGCUAGGAUCGAAGAAAAGCAAGACCUCUGUGAUCUUACCACUCCGUCUCUCCUUCAAGAUCCCAACACUGGCGCUUGGAAUCUCACACCGUCCAACUCAGCUUUGGACAAUGAAACUGAACUUCAGACGUCGAGUCCAUCGAGGCCUAACCCUAAAUUCCCAGACUAUAAAUUCUAUCUACAUCGACCGCUCACGCCCGCUUCCUUCCCAAAAGUUCUGGCCCCGAUAUGUCCGACCAAACCGCUGACCGAGUUACUACGGCAACGGUACAUAUUGGAAUUCCCAACGAUACACGUCCUGCCUAAUACAACUGAAGGCCUACCGAAAGGCUUCAUGCUCGAGUCCGACUAUCUGAAAGCAGUAGGCAAUAAGCCAAGAGGGAACACAGAUACAGAAAUGGGAGGGACGAACGAGUCCGAUAGCGACGAAUCGAGUAGCAGCGAGGAAAGCGAUAGUGACGAGUCUGUAGAGGAAGGCGAAGUUGUGUAA